UGCGCGACGUCGAAAUGUAUACCUGCGUCGCGCCAUGUGUGAUAAUUUUGGCGGGGCAAUAGUAAAAAAAUUUCAAAAAAUUUCCCAAAUUUUCCAAACCAAAAGCCUUCCGCUCUUUAUCUCUCUCGCACUCAGUCUCUCUUCCCAAACCAAACCCAAAUCCUUCUCCUAACUCCAGCCGACUAUCCUCCUCGACACCCUUCCCUUGACUCUCCAACUCUCAAUCGUCCUCCUCCUCAUAGUGCUCACGAGCCAUCACCGCCGUUGACCAACACAACGGCACCACCCAUCAUCUUUCUCAAUGACAUCCCAGAGAACCCAGGCCAUCACCCCCGCUGUCAUCCCUCUAAAAUUUAGUUCUGAAUCUGCUUUAUAUGCUGCAACUGAAAGUGAUAUCAUUGUUGGUGUGAAAGUCAGUCGAAAUGCCACAACUGAAAGUGAUAUCAUUUUUGGUGUGAUGGACACUCGAAUUUGGCCUGAAGCCGAGAGCUUUAAAGAUGAAGGUUUUGGUCCUCCUCCUAAGAAGUGGAAAGGUGUUUGUGAAGGCGGCAAAAAUUUCACCUGCAACAAAAAGAUUGUUGGUGCUCGAUAUUACUUAACCAUAUUUAAUAGUUAUAAGGUUGGUUCUGUGUCAAGUGUAGUACCAUGGAUAUUCACAGUUGCAGCUAGUACCACAUAUCGCCAGAUUGACAGCAUUGUUCUUGCAAACGGAAAGAAACUAGUCGGGCACUCUACGAACACGUUCACAUUAAAUGGAACAAAUUUCCUCUCAUAUAUGGAAAAGAUGCUUCAAGAACAAAUUGCUCUCAAAUGCUAGCUAGGGUCCCUCAAGCGACGAUAUUACAAAGUGAAGUCAUAAAAGAUGUUGCUGCGCCUCUUGUUUCUAUCACGUCUGCGACUGGACCGAAUUUAGUUGACUAUGUUAUGAAUUUGAUGAUUCUUCAUCUCCUAGACUGUUGUAUUUAUUUGACUAUGUAGUUCCAGGGUGAGCAGAUGAAGGCCCACGGCGAAGGGAUGAGGACCUAUACGGGGACAGUGAGAGACCUUGUACGAGUCAUGUCCAACCUCCAAAUCUCGCUACUAGCACUUAAUCUUGCUCCACCAUCGACCUCAGAGCCACCUCACCUUGCCGAUACUCAGUAGCUUGAUGUAUUAAACCUAGAAGACUACUUGUAGUUUUUUCUUUUUUGUUCGAACAUCUUGUAUGUACAUUUUAUAUAUUUUAUAAUUAAAUACU
Pyrus x bretschneideri (Chinese white pear) is the source of this 1237-nucleotide messenger RNA. Its product is annotated as subtilisin-like protease SBT4.8. Lineage: Eukaryota; Viridiplantae; Streptophyta; Magnoliopsida; Rosales; Rosaceae. Gene Ontology annotation, molecular function: serine-type endopeptidase activity. The transcript has 5 exons. The record is from RefSeq and is a predicted model, not a curated record. Bases 302 to 817 code for a protein of 171 amino acids. Gene Ontology annotation, biological process: proteolysis.